Molecule: messenger RNA, 2957 nt
Organism: Dreissena polymorpha
Lineage: Eukaryota; Metazoa; Mollusca; Bivalvia; Myida; Dreissenidae
Product: angiotensin-converting enzyme-like
Exons: 13
Coding region: 363-2432 (689 amino acids)
Biological process (GO): proteolysis
Cellular component (GO): plasma membrane
Molecular function (GO): metallopeptidase activity; peptidyl-dipeptidase activity
Source: RefSeq, a predicted model, not a curated record
CUCGGUAAUGAAAGCAUACCGAAAUUUGCUCGGGUACAAAAGCAGAGUUGUCAAAACACGAUUUAAAUAUCUUUGUAAACGAAUAAUAGACAUACAAGUAGACGUAUACAGUAUUUCGAAAUUACUUGCCAGUUGUGGAUGUACGCGGGCCAUGUGUUACGGUGUUAUAUCAACUGGGAAUAGUUUGCAGUAAAUUCGCUCUCGCACACUUAAGUUAGCACAUUAAAACAAUCUGGUAUUACGGCUGCGGUAUUGAAUAGCGCAUAAUUUUGAUGUGCAGUUGACAGAGUGUUGUGUAUUGAAACCAGGCCAUGGAUAGCUACAUGUAGGAUUAUUUGUUUUCUUCGUCACAAGGGGCCGAAAUGAGGCUCGCCUUCGUCGCCUUCGUGUUGGUGACUUUUAUCGCCACGUGCUUCCAUGCCCGUGCUGCUGAUGUUGCCAAGGCGGAGCUUGAUCGACUGAAGGAAUACCUGGAGAAUGUGGAAUUCAUUGAAGACGAGGACGCAUUGAACAGCCUUACAGAACGCACGGAAGAAGAGGUUAUGCGUAGCGCGUGCGACUCACAAAUGCACUACGACGAGCCUCUACCCGAUGACGUUAGCGAAUUUGUCGAUGACGUAACGCAGUUCGUGGGAACCUGGGAUAUGUGUCUCGGAAAGUGGCAGUCGAAGACUGCGUAUGCAGAUUGGAAUUACGAAACAGAUCUCACAGACGCCAAUGCACAGAAGAACACGGAUGUAUCAGUGCAAAGGUCCGGGUUUACAAAGCAGCUGUCUGUACAGGCGACCAAGGUGCUCAACCAUGCGCACUUCAGCGAGCUCGACGAUGACAUUAAGAGGCAGGUGCGUCUGCUUGCAUUCGAGACCAGCCCCAAGGACCCUGAUGACAAUAUAGCCCUGGAGACCACAAAGAACGACCUGCAGAAGAUCUACAGCACGGCAACUGUGAACGGCCUCCCCCUGGAGCCCAACGUGACGGAAGUGAUGUCGCACUCACGUGACCCGGAUGUUCUGCUCGGUGCGUGGUGGGGCUGGCGGAAUGCUACGGGUCCGCUCAUGAAGGACAAGUAUGAACGGAUGAUCGGACUGCUGAACAAAGGGGCCACUGACAACGGUUUCGCUAACUACGCCGACGCUUGGGAGGAAAGUCAGUUCGACUCCACAGACGACAUCGAAGAACAGGCGGCGAAAUUGUGGAUGGAAAUCAAACCGCUGUAUGAACAACUGCAUGCGUACGUCCGCCACCGCUUGGCGGCCUAUUACCAUGACUAUCGCUCCUUUAACAACGACAUCAAGUUCUGGGGAGUGUUCAGACAAGGUGCUAUGCCAGCACACCUACAAGGGAACAUGUGGUCACAACAAUGGGAAAAUAUCUACGACAUCGUUAAACCAUAUCCAGAAGAAGUGGAGAAAGACUACGACAAAAUGCUCAAGGAAAAAGUCUUUGACGCCGCCAAACUGUUUAAAAUGGCGGAGCAAUUCUACACGUCAAUCGGACUAUUUCCAAUGACAAACGACUUCUGGAAGUAUUCGAUGAUUACUAAACCGGAAGGUCGUGAUGUCGUCUGCCAUGCUUCAGCGUUCGAUUUUUACACUACAAAACCGCCAAAUAACGAUUUCCGAAUCAAGAUGUGUACAGAGAUCAACAUGGACAGUUUCGAGACGAUUCAUCACGAGAUGGGUCAUAUCACUUACUUUAUGGCUUACCAAGACCAGCCCACAGUCUACAGAGACGGCGCCAAUUCCGGGUUCCAUGAAGCUAUAGGCGACACCAUCAGCCUGUCGGCAAUGACUCGGCAGCAUCUUGAACGCCUGCUAGGGGACGGCCAGGGCACACCGGUACAGACCGUGCGGUCGGCCGAACAAGGGAAGCCGUCAAAAGGGGACAUAAACUACCUGAUGAGGAAAGCGCUGAUCAAGGUAGCCUUCCUUCCCUUUGGUUACCUCAUAGACAAGUGGCGCUGGGACGUGAUGCGGGGAACCGUGACCAAGGACCAGUACAAUAGACACUGGUGGAAACUGAUACUCCAGUACCAGGGCCUGGUGUCGUCAGUCCCGCGCAGUGAGAAGGACUUCGACCCGGGAUCAAAAUACCAUAUACCGAGUGACUCCCCUUAUAUAUGUUACUUCAUCAGUUUCAUCAGCCAGUUCCAGUUCUACGAGGCAAUGUGCGAGGCGGCCGGGCACCAGGGCCCGCUGUACAACUGCGACUUCUACCAAUCCGUUGAGGCCGGGAACAAACUUAAAGCUUUGCUUCAACUCGGAAAAUCAAAACCCUGGCCAACAGCAAUGGAAGCCCUAACCGGAAGUAAAGAAAUUCACUCGUCCGCAAUACUAAAAUACUUCAAGCCCCUUUAUGACUGGCUAGUGGCGGAAAACGCUCGACUUAAGAACCCGGUCGGGUGGAAACAUGCAAAAAUUAACUUUGAAUAAAGAAAUUUUUAAACACGAAAAUAACCAAUCAUUCAUAUGCAUAUACAGUUAUUCUAUGACAAUAUUGCCAAAAUACAGCACUUAACAAAAUAACAAUAAAUCGGAUAUGGUAACUUCACUAAUAAAGCCAAUGGUAAAAUCCUGUUAUUUUAUUAUAUUUAUCAUAUAUUACGACACAGAAUGUUAAAGCGGCUUCAUAAAUGGAUAAGUUUGACACUUUUAUUCAUUAACUCUUUACUAGGAUAUUAGAAAAUAUGUUUAAUAUUGCUAUUUGAUACGACAUUGUGUUCUGUUAUAGAUCAUAAUUACGUGUAAGUUUUUGUAUAGUAUUUAUGCAAAGACCGAAAAGCAUAUCGUAAUAAUUUUAUACUGCUUUGUUUUAUUUCUAUAUAUUAUACCAUUUAACGUAACACAUUUAUGAUUGGUAAUAUGUUGCUUACUGAAAUGCAUUCGUUGUAACACCUGUGAUACUGGGAAUAAUGAUGUUAUUGAAUUGUUAUCGUUAAUAAAAUGUGCUCCCAUUUA